Molecule: messenger RNA, 3702 nt
Organism: Plutella xylostella (diamondback moth)
Lineage: Eukaryota; Metazoa; Arthropoda; Insecta; Lepidoptera; Plutellidae
Product: kinesin-like protein KIF16B
Biological process (GO): microtubule-based movement
Molecular function (GO): microtubule binding; microtubule motor activity; ATP binding
Source: RefSeq, a predicted model, not a curated record
AUGUCUAACGUUAGGUUGGCUAUCAGAGUGCGUCCGUUCACUGAAAGAGAGUUAAAAUUGGAUAAGGAAAAGCUACCGGUUGUUAAUGUGGUAGAUGAAAAGACUGUGGCCAUAACGAACAUUAAGGUGAGCGUGUCGGGCGCGGGCGACAGCCGCCUGCGCGUGCGCAGCUACCGCGCCGACUACACCUUCGACAGCCACUGCCCCGCUCUACCGACUUAUGCAUCACAGGAUAAAGUAUUCGAGACGCUCGGCCGCGACGUGGUCUCCACGGUCCGCCGCGGCGUGUCAGCGUGCGUCCUGGCGUACGGGCAGAGCGCCACCGGCAAGACGCACACCAUGAUAGGCUCCGAGCUCCAGCCCGGCCUGCUGCCCAGGGUCUGCCGGGCGCUGGCCGAGGGCGGGGAUAUGGCUGUCACUGUCAGUUUCCUAGAGAUAUACAACGAGCGCGUGCAUGACUUGCUGUCGUCAGAGGAGCCUCCCCGAGCGCCGGAGUCCGCCUUCCACUCGCUGCCGAGACGACGAGGGAACGUCAGGAAGGACCUGCGAGUGAGGGAGCACCCUGACCGAGGCGCCUAUGUGCAGAACCUCCGCCGCGUGUCAGUCCACGACGUCGAAGCCCUCCUGUCGCUGGUGUCCGAGGGUGCCCGCCGCCGCCGCUGCGCCGCCACGCGCCGCAACCCCGUCUCCUCGCGUUCACAUGCCCUGCUCGAGCUCUGCACUAGCAAGGCUACUUUGCAUCUGGCUGAUCUAGCUGGCAGUGAGAACGCGAGCUGGGAGGGCAGUGCCGGCGGGAGACAGAAGGAGGGCGCCAACAUCAACAAGUCCCUCGUCGCGCUGAGCAACGUCAUAUCAGCGCUUGUGUCGGGCCGCGGGCGCUUCGUCCCGUACCGAGGCUCCGCCCUCACGUGGCUGCUCAAGGACACCUUCUCUGCCGGCGCGAGCACUUUCAUCAUCGCCACCGUAUCACCCAGUGCCUCUUGCUACGGGGAGUCAGCGUCGACGCUCCGCUGGGCGGCGCGCGCGCGGCAGCUGCCCCCGGCCCGGGCGCCGGUCCGGAGCGCCCAACUAUCCCGGACGCAACUGCAGGUGACACUGACGCGGCUCCUGGACGAGCUCGCCAGUCACCACAUACGAUAUAUACCUGAAACUGGAAAUAUAUCUUACGACGAUAAGCAUUGGAACCUAGUGAAUAACUUCUCGUAUGACAAUUAUAUUUCUAAACAAGAAGUAGAAAUGAAUCCAUCUACAGUCAAAGCAGAUGCACAAAACUCAGAAUCGACGGCUUCGUCUGUUGCAAGCGGCAGCUCCGACGUACUCAACACGUUCGAUAAGAAACAAAUGCCGAGUCUCACUUCCGUCAUUAACAAGGAAAUGGACAAUCUCUUCGGACCUUCUUUAGAAAGAACUAAAAGUGGUUCAGACCUUAAAGUCAUUGCUCCUAUGCGAGCCAAGAGACGACAAUACCGGUCCCAGGAGGUUUUACCGAUCGAUAAGACUUUGUUAUCGGAUCUGGCUGUACAAGUUAAUCAAGCUUUGGAUCCAAGUUCAUUAAUGAAUGAAUCAAAAUCAGGGAAAAUUGAUUCGGAAUCUACCGAUGUAAGCCGAAAUAAUCAAUCUAUUCCAAUACUGUAUGAUAAUAAUCAACGAGCUGAAAUUGUAGCUUCAGUCACAGAACGAUUAUAUUCAAAACUUAAAAAGAAAGAAGAAUCAGCUGUGGCAAAAAUGGAAUCGAUGGUCGACAAGAAGAUAAUGGAACCUUUGAGUGAACUGAGAAUUUGUACAAAUGCUCGCCAGCGACUCAUGGAUAUCAGCCAAAAAGCAAUGAGAAACAAGCGAAGAAUAGGAAUACCCGCACAUACGCAAACUCGCAAAAUGAUAACAAGAGUGCGGGAUCAAGGUGUGGAUAUACAGACGGAUUUACAGCCAUAUUUUAUAAAAGAAAGAGAUACAUUUAUACCAUAUAAGGACAUCGCUACAGAAACAGUUGCAACUACACCUAGAUGCAAGGAAAUUGCAGUCGGGCCUAGAUGUGGCUCAGUAACUUAUAGGGAUAGUUCAACUACCACAGGUGCUAUAGUACAAUAUAGAAAUUCAUUUUCAAUGACUGAUGAUUUAUUGAAAUGCGAACAAUGUACCCAAACGGUUGUGGUACCACCACCAAGACGGAGAAGAUCUACAUUUGCAAAAUAUCUGAAAAGUGAUUUUAGGAGGAAAAGUUGUGUAGAGAGUACACCACCGCCAGUUAUUAACAUAAAUAUAUCACAGGCGUAUCAAACAGAUUCCGAGUCUCCUUCUGAAGAUGGCGCAAAAUCUUUGCCAGUUACGAGUCAGCCUACUACUUCAAAUAGUAAUAAUGCUCCUCUAGUUUGUAUGCCUCCGGAUUUAUUAAACAAUCAUAAUGCGUUAAAAAAUCUAAAUGCAGAUGAUGAUGAAAUAAAAACAGACCCUGUCUUAAACAUUAUGUCAGAUGAUACCACGGAUAACUGUGACGGCCCCCCGCUAGAACCAGAAAUACACGUGUUCUCUGUAGGACAUUUAAAUAGAAGUACUACAGAUGAAGAUUUUCCAGAUUUAGAUUGUCCUCUACCGCGAGUAACUCCGAGUCCACAGCCUAUUUGUUAUCGUAAUGAUAUAGAAGAAAUGAUAUUAUGUAACAAAAACACGUAUCCAUAUAAUAUUGUUUUAUCACCACCACAUGAGAAACUAAAUGGCAAAAGGUCGGUUAAAUUUCAGGGAGUUGAUGCUCAUUCAACAAAUUCGAUAUCAGUAGCUUCUCAAACUAGCUCGGAGUGGAAAUCCUGUUAUAAAAUCCAAUCUUGUUCGGAUUUGUCAAGUUCCGAAAAAGAUGUCCAAAGUAACAAGUCUGAAACAGCGCCUGAUGUAAAUAGUACCGACUCUACAGACUCUACCAAAGUUGAUAAAGGAUUUACUUUUAAAAAUUACUCCAGUGUCCCACAAAACAAAAUAUUCCGAAAAAUAGGUCAUUAUACGCCUGUGUAUAAACAUAAUAUAACCAGAAAUAAAACGACAAGGUCUAAAAUAUACCGUGAAUUUUUGGGUCUGGAUGACGAGGAACAUCAACUUAGUCAAGAUUCUCACAGUGAUAGCGGCGAUCACUCGCAGGAAGACUUCAGACAGAAGAGACAAUUCUUUGAAAACCAAUUCGAACAAGACUACAACGAUUCUUUCGAUCGUGUCGAGAGAAAUUUACUAAAGUCCUGUCACAGGCUGGAAGCUACUGUUAACAAAUAUGAUAAGUAUUUUACUCCAGAACAGCCGAGAAGCAGAAAUAACUACUUUACUCAUUCGGCACAAAGACCCAGGGAAUAUCUUCAGCAUUUAGUACAAAUACGAAGGCAGGUAGUGAAAGGGGACAGUGACAUGAAUGGAACAUCGACGGAUAGCAGCUCACAAAGAUUAUACUGAAGAAGAAACAAUUCAUUUUAUAGUAAGUAGUCUAAGUUUAGUACCUAUAAGUUUACAUUUUAAUAUCCAGUGCAUGUAUAUUACAUAAUACUCAAGAUAGUAGUGUAAAUCAAUAAUAACUUUAUUAUGCAAUCAACAUCCUUAUUCCCUUUGGAUCGAUUUGCGAGAAAGUUAUCUUAUCCUGUUAUGUCCAUGCGAGUCCGGUUUAAUUUUGGGCGUCCCGUUAGUCAGGCGAAACAUGGGAGAAAUGAAGAAUGGUUUGGAUGGUUUGAA